GAGCCGGCUCCAGGAACCAAGAGGGUGCAGAGGAGUGCUGGGAAGUUGCUGAAGCCCCCAGGUCAGGAAUGGUGAGGUCAUUCCCAUCUGAGGGGAAGAAAAUGAACAAUCAAUAUUUUCGCUAUGAAGUCCUUGCCUGUGAGACUGGUGAGCUGAAAAUCUUCUGGGAAAAGACCAUUGAAAAGCAAACACAACAUUCGAAAGCCGAGAAAGACCGUUUACAGAGAAGUGCAUUGACCAAACUCCGAAACGAAUGGAAAGCAAUGCUGGAAAAAAGAUUAAAAAUGAUAAAAGAACAUGAAGAAAAGAAAGAAGUCCUUCAAUGAAGAAAAAACACCAAUUUACGUAACUGAUUGGAAAAUGGCUUAAACUGAAAGAAGAAAAUUUGCACUAAGGCAAAGCUGUAGUGUUUGGCUUGCAUUUGCUUAAAGCAACUUUCCAGAACUGAAUACUUUGGACCACAGAAUUCCCAAUCAACAUAAUAGUUGUAACCAGCCUAGGGAAAGAAUGAUUUAAGAACAUCCCUGAAUUUAUGUUAGAAAUAUAUGUAAUAUUAAAUACGAUUUCUUUCAUGGGGAGUUCAGUAUCUAAUGAUCUCAUGAACAUGUUCAUGCAAUUUUAUUGGAAACAAUACCGACAUUGUUUAUACUUUUC
Molecule: messenger RNA, 654 nt
Organism: Ahaetulla prasina
Lineage: Eukaryota; Metazoa; Chordata; Lepidosauria; Squamata; Colubridae
Product: protein FAM240B-like
Exons: 3
Coding region: 69-326 (85 amino acids)
Source: RefSeq, a predicted model, not a curated record